UGUGUGUGUGCGUGCGUGCAUAUAUAUGUAUGGAUGUAUAGGUAGAACAGAUGCAAUGACCUGGCCGGCUCUCGCCAUGGCAGGCAGGGCGUGUGUGAUCACACUUCGGGCACCCUGGUUGGAAAUCUGCGGAUUUAAUGUCAGCGCCGACUUUCUGGGAGCUAAUCUGUCUGCUGAUGUUGCAGGCUGCCCUCCGUGCGGUGUCAGAUCCUAACUGGGCAACGUGUAGUGCUUCACAGUGUUUGUCAGGCAGUGUCAAGGUUGCUUUAAAUCUUUAACGUGAAAACAAAGCAAACUCGACUGCAGGAACUCGCGGAGGUGCAUUUAGCCCAUAAGCAAAUACCGUCGCCCUGAAAUACUGCACGAGGAGGCAGUAACACCUCCAAAAUAGGAGGCGAUGAAAAUAGACACAAUAAAGCUGUCGCGGCAUCCCCUCGAGUCUUUGCAGACGUCCAUCAAAGCCCAGCCUUGCCCAGGCUCUCUCUGCUUUACCUGCUGUGGCCUGUUCGAGUACCGCACAGUUUCCUUCUUGCUUCAUGUUUUUUUUAUAAUAAAACUUGUAUGAACAUUGGCUCCGGUUCCUCUGAGGAGGAAGAAAUCUGCCAGUGCAUAACCCUUGAAGCCAUACUUCACUUGACUGGGAUGCAGAAAGACGUGUGUGUGUGUGUGUGUGUGUGUGUCUACACGGACUUAUUUUUCUAUUGGGGACUCCACCGUUUCACGUUGAUCUUGAAGGUCUUACUUUCUUUUCACUUUGGAGGGGAAAAGGCAGGGGUUGAUUAUUUCGCUCAACUAUUUUGUGCUGGGAAGGGGCAUGGCAAGGAUUAAUGUUCAUGGCACUCCAAAUACCUGCAUUUUCCACGUGCUUAAGGGGAUAGCCCACACCAUUAAGCCUUACUCCUUAGGUGUGAGCAGUGCCAGCUUGCUUAUGUGCGAAGAACCACAGUGGUUAUUUUAAAUCACUGUUGGGCUUGUGCUUGAGUUCUGGCAGCCAAAAAUCAUGGUGAAUUUUAACUUCGUGGAGUUUUGCAUCAACAAAAAGCCAUUAUUGGUAGAUUGUAAGUGAAACAUAACAAGGCAGGAACACUUUCUGAAGAGGUCAUGGCAACUUUUAUAAAUUGGCUAUUUCAAGAUCUUAAUAUAUUAAGGGGGGGUUUAAAUGAAAGCCGUCCAGGGAAUGCCGAAUGGUGCUGGCAUAAUGCUGACUUAGGGUAAGGUAAUACAGCAGGCAGGCUGGAAAGGAAAAUGACAAAUUAUUAGAGUGAUUAAUAAAGGAGCCUUCAGUGCAAAAGAAAUGGAUAUCAGCGGAUUUGCAUGGUGCAGGGUGGUGAGAGACAAUUGGAGAUAUAUAAAUAGACAAGGGGUAUAAAUAUUGAAUCUGAUCUUGUAUUUUAAAGAUUAAUAGACUCAUCUAAAUAUCAGUCCUGUGGUGUUCCGGGUGUCACUGCCGGCUUGACGUCUGCACUAGCAUCAAAAGAAAAAGACAGGACAUGCGAAACUACGGUCUAAAAAACGGAGAGAUGGUGUCGCAGUUCCUCAGACCCCUUCUCUGUCCCUAUCAGCUAAUUAUAGAGCUUUACCCUGAGUUACUCUCCAGAUAAGUGCCACCGUUCUUGUCUCCAGCACCGUUGAAUUAUCCCUAGUGUUUAGAGAGUCCAAACUGAGCUUAAUAACAAUAGGAGUGCUGUGCAGUGCAGUGCAGUACAAACAUCUUCAUUGGAACCCCUCCCCCAUACACACACCUUUUUAUUUUUAUUUAUUUUUCUUGACAUAUUGAUUGAUUUUCUCUGGGGGGUUUUCCCCCUUUUUAAAUCCUCCACCAUGUUGCAUAUAAACAUAGUCUUUGCAAAUGACAGCUGGAAAUAGCAUGAUGGUCUGGAGACACUGGAGGAACCAGGAGGACUAAAGAAACAUUUCAUUGUUGUAACACGCGAGUUCAUUAUUAUUCCCAGACAGAAGGUGAUAUUAGCAUUGCAGGUAAGAAAGGAACAAACACAUUCUUCCGAGAAAUCAAUACGGAAUUCAGGAACGAUUAUGAAUGCCAUAGGAAUGACAUUAAUAAAGCACAAGAGCUCUUUCUACGUUUCUCCCGGAGCCGGCUGCAUAAUUUGCAGUGCGCUGAUUCUUUCCCUUCCUUUCUUUCUAUUUGCAAACAGUUUGAGAUGCCAUAGGACCUUGCUCGUUGUAGCCUAACUCGAUCCGAGAACGAGCAUUUUCAUCUGUAAAUUAAAGCAAUUACGCAGCAGAUAUUAUAUGAUGUGUACUGUGGUCUCCAGAUAGUCAUCAAUCACCCUCAAUCUAGCUGUCAGAGUGGGCAGAUUCGUUUCUGGGAGGCAGUCUUCCAGCUGGGGAGAAGAAGAGAACAUCAUCAUUAAUUAGAGUGUGACCCUGGGGCUAUUCACAUGUCUGAACCCAGGAAGCUCUCCGAGCAAGUCUGCACAGCGCGGCGCAGCCUUCCGCGGCCCCGGCAGCCGGGGCUGGGCGCUGUGCUCGGGCCCCGCUCCGGGUUGCUCUGCUCCGGGGGUGCGCCUGGCCCUGGCACCGCUGCCAGUGGGGUGAUGCCCGCGGACCUGGCCCAGCUGGGGCACGGGGUGCGCUCAGGGCCGGAUGAACGCAGAGGCAAACUAGACACACGCCUAGGGCCCUAAGUGAAGAAGGGGCCCGAUUGUGCUUCUUUUACAUAUUAUGAUCAUCGGGGGGAGGAGGGGAAGUCAUAUAAAUAUACAGUAUUAAGUAGCCCAUUCCUUAUUUUGCCUAGGGCCCACUGAAAGGUUAAUCCGGCCCUAGUGUGCUGGCGGGAGGGGGAGCGAGGCUGCCCACCCCCCGGCCUGCCAAAGCCACCAGGUCUUUUCCCAGAGUCCUCCACCCUUUCCCCCAGCCCCUACCACCAUCCUGCUCCGCACCCGCCCCAUCCCCGAGUGAGCCCUCCACCACCCCAGGAUCUGGGCUUCAGUGCCCCCAAAGGGUGCAUAGGGCCCGGACCCUAAGUUGCAAAUGGCCUUCCUGAGACAGCGGCCCGCCCCCCAGGGAAGCAGGGAGCCGCCGGCCCUGGCCCCCAAGCACUCCAGCUGCGGUGGGGCCCGAUCCCUGCUCCUGGGGGGUGGUUGGGACCUUGGUUGCUGGAAACGUCUGUGUUUCUAUACAAGGCACAAGCUGAGCCUGGCACCGGCGAGCAGGGAAGAAACUCCCCGUACAGGAACCUCCCAGGUCAGAGGGGGUGUCCCCAGGGAGCACCUGCCUCUGCUCCUGGGCUUUCCAAGGCAAUUGAGUAAAGAGAUGUUAGCUUUAAGGGAAAAAAAAUAGAAAGCCAAGCGAUGAACCCGCUGAGGACAAUUUGCCACCCGGCAGAGUGAGAGAGAGAUCGCUACAGGAUCCGGGCCGGCGCUGGCUUUUCUAACCAAGUGUUACCAAGCCAGGUCGCUGGCCCGGCCCGGAGGGGUCCCACCUGCAGCAGGCGUGCGGAUGUCAUCGCACACAUCUGGAGCCAAAGGCAGCAGCGCACAUCUGGAGCCAAAGGAAACAGAACCGCGCGGGUCCUGGGCUUUAUUGUAUUGUCAGCGGCGGGGCUCGUUUUAACUGUUGAUUAAAUCUUCAGUGAAGACUCAGUCGUGUGUCCCUUCAUACGUCUCGUUUGUAAUUGAGACUAAUUAUUACGGCGGGGUGGGAAGAAGCAGCUGCUCAUUAAUUAAUUUCUAAUUAAAAGUGCUUACCAGCUUGCAGUGACUAAGGGGGAAGGAACCUCUUAGGCGGUCGCAACAUUGAUUCUUACCCAGCCAGACCCUGCAAGGGAAAGCGAUUCCGGUGCUAGAAGCAGAGCUAGCUGGUGCCCCGGUGCUUUCCAAACUUUUAGCCCCCGCAUGUGGCGGACUCUCUUUUGUACAGUCGCACCACACACCUAAAGCUACCCAAUAUGGAUGGUAAACUUCCAGCCGGGUGAAUCAUCUAGGAACCUGUGGGCACCGAUCAAUCGGUACAAUAGAGCAGAGGCAGGCUGUAAUAGCGUGCAGAGCAGACGUCUCUCCUCGUUCCUAGAAAACUGGGAGCCUCUGUACCAUGUCAUAUCCUCAGUUCGGAUACCCUUACUCUUCUGCACCCCAGUUCCUGAUGACCACCAAUUCCUUGACUACUUGCUGCGAGUCUAGUGGCAGGACUCUGACAGAGUCGGGGGCUGCCGCCUCGGCUCAGACCCCGGUCUAUUGUCCUGUAUACGAAAGCCGGCUGCUGGCUACAGCCAGACAUGAGCUCAAUUCUGCGGCUGCCUUAGGAGUCUAUGGAAACCCUUAUACAAGCACCCAGGGCUAUGGAAACUACGUUACCUAUGGCACUGAAGCCUCUGCCUUCUAUUCCUUGAAUAGUUUCGACGCCAAGGACGGGGCUGGCUCUGCGCAUGCGGGCAUCACCCAGGCCGCUGCCUACUACCCCUACGAUCACACGCUCAGUCAGUAUCAGUACGACAGGUACGGCACGAUGGACGGGGGCACACGCAGGAAGAACGCCACGCGGGAGACCACCAGCACGCUCAAGGCCUGGCUGCAGGAGCACCGCAAGAACCCCUACCCCACCAAGGGCGAGAAGAUCAUGCUGGCCAUCAUCACCAAGAUGACCCUCACGCAGGUCUCCACCUGGUUCGCCAACGCCCGGCGCCGGCUCAAGAAGGAGAACAAGAUGACCUGGCCUCCCAGGAAUAAAUGCUCGGAGGAGAAGAGACCCUACGAGGAAGAGGAGGAGGAAGAGUCGCAGGAAGACAAUAUGAAGAGCGAGAAAAACGAGGAGCCCGCGAGCAAAGAGGACAAGGAGCUGGAGCUGAGCGAUCUGGACGACUUCGACCCCAUGGAGUCGGAGAGCUCGGAGUGCGAGAUGAAGCCGCCCUUCCCAGCCCUGGAGGGCAGCCAGAUGCGGGCCGCCGACACGUGUGCCGGCGACCACUGCAAGGAGCCUACCCUCAAGAUGCCCAUCCCGGCCGGCGCCAUGGAGGAAGACCUGGAGCGAGCUAAAAACUGUCUCAAGAGCGUGGUGGACGAGUGCGAGCAAGACCUGAUCCACGCCAGGCAGAGGAGCUGCGAGUCCAAAAUGUGCUUCCAGCAAGGGCAGCAGAUCCUGGAGACCAAGCCCAGGAUCUGGUCCCUGGCUCACACCGCCACUUCCCUGAACCAAACUGAGUACCCUUCCUGCAUGCUGAAGCGCCAGGCCGUGCCCUCCUCCGCCGCGGUGUCUGCCCCUGUGGGGGUCAUUGACAGGCACCAGGAUUCCCCAGUCACCAACCUCAGGAACUGGGUGGACGGGGUGUUUCACGACCCCAUAUUCAGACACAGUACUUUGAACCAAGCCCUGAGCAACACCACAGUUUCCUGGGCCACCACCAAAGGGGCCAUUCUGGAAACGGGGUCCCUGGGACGCUCAGUCGGGAACAGUGCCAGCGUGCUCAAAGGGCAGCUGACAACCUUGUCUCACCAGGACUCCAGCAAGGACUUCCUUGCCUUUCCCAAAUCAGGAAGCAAAAUGUUUUGUUCCUAACAGCCCACCACGUGGCAAAGGACUGUCUAGCUACGUGAAGAAUCGGACACACCGAGAAAGAGACUUGGAAGAGUUUAAAUUUAAAAUCUAAAACUUUUUUAAAAUAGCAGAGCAACAACGACAAUAACAAGGAUUUAAUGUUCAGUUUGCUUAGUUAAACGGACAGACUUUCUCCAUUCCUGGUUUGAAGAAUUUCUCUUGGCUGCGACUGGAAGGGAUCAGUGUCGUGAAAAUGAUUUAACUCCAUGACUAAAAAGCACGUACCCUAGUGUAGACCUACUUAAAAGUUUACAUCCAAAAGUUUACAAACGAGAAAUUUUAAUUCAGAGAUUUAAUUUAAGGCAUGCCAACAUUAGUUAUGAAGACUUCUCAGACUUUUUUCCUUCUGAUUUCAUCUUUAGCAUCUAAUUCACAAACAAGCACUUCUACCGAGUUUACACUAUUGCACACAACUUAACUUGACAAAUGAGAUAUGUUAACAGGUAUGUUCACUCCAAUAAAUUGUCUGUUUCAGAGGUUAAAUAAA
Messenger RNA from Alligator mississippiensis (American alligator), 6040 nucleotides. It is a transcript of the gene IRX4, whose product is annotated as iroquois homeobox 4. NCBI's taxonomy places the organism in Eukaryota, Metazoa, Chordata, Crocodylia, Alligatoridae. Gene Ontology annotation, cellular component: nucleus. Gene Ontology annotation, molecular function: DNA-binding transcription factor activity, RNA polymerase II-specific; RNA polymerase II cis-regulatory region sequence-specific DNA binding. The transcript is spliced from 6 exons. Gene Ontology annotation, biological process: regulation of transcription by RNA polymerase II; cell development; neuron differentiation. The coding region runs from base 4054 to 5514 and encodes 486 amino acids. The record is from RefSeq and is a predicted model, not a curated record.